Messenger RNA from Humulus lupulus (European hop), 819 nucleotides. RefSeq names its product L-ascorbate oxidase homolog. Bases 92 to 796 code for a protein of 234 amino acids. The transcript is spliced from 4 exons. The record is from RefSeq and is a predicted model, not a curated record. Gene Ontology annotation, molecular function: copper ion binding; oxidoreductase activity. Lineage: Eukaryota; Viridiplantae; Streptophyta; Magnoliopsida; Rosales; Cannabaceae.
CUUUCUUCUUCUUCUUCUUCUUCUUCACUCAUUUCUUACCAUUGUCCAAUUUUAGAAGAACAAGCAAACUGAACAAUUUGAUUCAGUUUCCAUGGCGCUAAUCAUAAGCUUAGCGAGAGUCAAACUCUGUUCUCUGCUAUAUUUCGCCGCUGCUUCUCUCUUCGCCAUUGUUAGGGCUGAAGAUCCUUACAGGUUCUUUGACUGGAAUGUCACUUAUGGUGACAUUUACCCGCUCAGUGUUCGCCAACAGGGAAUCCUUAUCAAUGGACAAUUUCCAGGACCAGAUAUUCAUUCGGUUACUAAUGACAAUCUCAUUAUCAAUGUUUACAAUAGCUUGGACGAGCCUUUUCUCCUUUCUUGGAAUGGAAUUCAAAACAGGAGAAAUUCUUUUGAAGAUGGUGUAUGGGGGACCACAUGCCCAAUACCCCCUGGCAAGAAUUUCACAUACAUUCUCCAAGUGAAGGAUCAGAUUGGGAGCUUUUACUAUUUUCCUUCUCUUGCAUUCCACAAAGCUGCUGGUGGAUUUGGAGGUAUUAGAAUCCUUAGCAGACCAAGAAUCCCUGUUCCUUUUCCAGACCCUGCUGGUGAUUACACUGUUCUUAUUGGGGAUUGGUACAAGUCCAACCACACGGAUUUGAAAGCCCAUCUUGAUGGGGGUAAGAAGCUUCCUUCUCCUGAUGGAAUUCUCAUCAAUGGUCGUGGACCUAAUGGUUAUUCUCUUACUGUUGACCAAGGUAAGCUCUUAAGCUUCACAAGCAAUAUAAUAAGAGCACUCUUAUUGCUGGACAUGGUUUAGAUAAACAAAUAUUCCCGUCACAG